UCCUCUCCAAGGACUGUGAAUUCAAGCAAGUUACUGCUGACACUUAUACUGAAGAAGCAGUUCGCGAUGCCUUCAUCACCGGCCUUACCUCUCCUAACAUACGCCAACGCCUGCUAGAGAAGGAUUCGUUGACUCUUAGCGAAGCCAUACAACUCGCCAGAAGCCUCGACUCUGCCCAACGCAAUGCUGAAGAAUACUCGUCUCCUACUGUUCCAGGGAGUCUACCUACUGCUGCUCCCGUUAUCGCCACUACUGAUGCCGUCUCUGCUACGCCACUCAGCCCUACCUCGCAAACUUCUGCUGCUGCUGCUGCUGUUUCGAAGGUUGGAACGUGCUACUUCUGUGGAGGUAGGAGACACCUUCGGUCUCUUUGCCCUGCUCGUCAAUCUGAGUGUCGACAAUGUGGCAAGACGGGACACUUCGCCAAAGUCUGCAUGUCGCGAAAUGGUUGGAAAUCAAGAAGGAUCUCCUCUACUUCUGCUGCUGCGGCGCUGGCUUCGGAAUCACUCGCCCAACGCUGUGAUCACUGUGCUCAUAGUCCUGCAGAUGACUCUCCAGUACUGGCUUCUGUUAGUACUCCUCGAUGUUCCACCAUUCCUGAAAUCUUUUAACGGUCAUUCAUUACCAUCUUGGCUUACGUCGCCCGGACCAGUGUUGCUGCGGAAAUUCGUCCGCACCUCUAAAUCUGAUCCAUUAGUGGAAGAGGUCGACCUUGAGAGCGCGACACCUCAUUAUGCCCAUAUACGCUACCCGGACGGACGACAAUCUACGGUCUCCACUAAGGAUCUCGCUCCUACUCCAAGAGAUCCAAACCCAGUUCACGUGCCCUGUAGCAGGAGACCGCCGGAGUUACCAGUUCACGUACCAGUGACCCCACUUCUGAUGAGUGUACUACCGAUCAAGACUCUGGGAGGAUCAACUACCCUACGCCUGAUAACAAGGAGUCUAAGGGCAUCACAGAUGACUGUACAGCUGAAACUCUUCUGCCACCCUCACCUACUAGAGUCGAACCUUUGA
This is a messenger RNA of Portunus trituberculatus (swimming crab), 1017 nucleotides long. RefSeq lists its product as uncharacterized. Lineage: Eukaryota; Metazoa; Arthropoda; Malacostraca; Decapoda; Portunidae. Bases 184 to 1017 code for a protein of 277 amino acids. The record is from RefSeq and is a predicted model, not a curated record. The transcript is spliced from 2 exons.